CAUGUGAUACCCUUAUCAGCUUUGUCCCAACACUCAGCACUAGUAAUUGGUUUUAGGCCAUACACUCAAAAAUUGCAUCCAUCUAUAAAUACCUGCAAACCAAUCCCAAAAUACUCAACCACCAUUCACAUUCUCUACUGCCAUAAAAUUACUAAACUUCCAAGCUUUCUCAUCAUAUCAACAAGCUCAAAAUGGGUUUUCUUUCUAACCAAAUUUUCCGCCAAUCUGUCUCGACGGCCAGCAAAUCAUCCUCGAGUUCUUUAGGUCAUGUCCCGAAAGGAUACAUAGCAGUUUACGUUGGUGAUUUCCAAAAGAAGAGAUUUCUUGUACCGAUUUCAUACUUGAAUCGGCCUUCAUUCCAAGAUCUACUUAGCUUAGCUGAAGACGAGUUUGGUUUCGAUCAUCCAAUGGGUGGUUUGACGAUUCCUUGCAGAGAAGAUACAUUCAAUGAUGUCAUUUCCAGCUUGAGUAGAUAAUACAUAUAGUAGCAACCACUCAAAUUAGUAUCAAAAGAAACUCUUGUAGGUUAGAAAAUGUCAAUUCAAUGUAAAUACAUAUAUAUUUUUGUUAUUCGGCUUGUGAAUUUGUCUAAUGAUGUUAUAUGGGACUGAACAGUUUUGUCUAAUGAGAAAAUUAAUUUAUUGCAUUUAAA
This is a messenger RNA of Mercurialis annua (annual mercury), 652 nucleotides long. RefSeq names its product auxin-responsive protein SAUR22-like. The coding region runs from base 192 to 476 and encodes 94 amino acids. NCBI's taxonomy places the organism in Eukaryota, Viridiplantae, Streptophyta, Magnoliopsida, Malpighiales, Euphorbiaceae. The transcript has a single exon. The record is from RefSeq and is a predicted model, not a curated record. Gene Ontology annotation, biological process: response to auxin.